AAAGCAACAUAGUAUCAGGCUGGCAUGGGCUGUGAGUACGCUCAUGGGCACGGCACAGGCGCCUUUCUGUAAGGGGCGGGAAGACUCGGCACAGCACCGGGAGCAGACGCUUCAUGACUUCUUGUGCUCCUCACAUACAGGACGGCGCUGCCCGCUCACUAAGAAGCAGGAAGCUAAGAUAUAGGAAUCCGCCCGCCGCCGCCGCUGUGGACCCGGAGCCUUCUGCUGCAUAUAGCUGCUGACGACCGGGAAAAGUUUUCUGUGCAUUCAAGUGGCGAAGAAAUGUAGCCGUAACCCCUUGGUAGCACAACCGUCUGUUCUAGAUGAAGUUUUGGAGGCAUUUGAACAGCAUUCAUGAUGACAUUCAUAGAUAGUAACCUACUUUUAUCCUGGAUUUCCAUCAAUAAAUGAAUCUCUGGAUUAUGUUCAUACUAAGUAUCAUUUCACUGCAAAACUUUGCCUGUAAUCAAGUUUUUGCGGAAAGUCAAAAGUGGAAAGCAAUAAAGAAGGACCUGGAUACACUUGAACAAGCAAGUAAAGGUUCCAUUUGGGAUAUUAGACGAAGUAAAUAUUGGGCAAGGAACUAUAAGAGUGAUUUAAGCCUGUAUACUGCAAAGAUUGACGAUUAUACUGAGACAUGUAUACAACCAAUUUUUUAUUGCUAUUGUGCAGAAAUUAAAGUAGUAUUGGAAGAGAUGAAAAUUUCAGGAGAUGAAAAGGAAGCCAAAGAAUUAGGUAAUAGACUUGAUCAUAUGCGUGCAAAUCUUCCAUCAAAAAAUAAACUGCCAGAUGGCUGUAAAAAGUGCGAAGAAUAUGAAGAGAAAUCUUUUAACGAAUUCAUUGACAGUUUUAAGACACUAGCCCAAAAAAUGAAUUCUUAAUAAUGAACUACCUUCUUUCUCAGUAGCCACUGCAUCUGGAGAAGCAAUGGAGAUGUGACAAUAUUUAUUCACACUGCUAAUUUCUAGUGUUUUUCUCUUUCUAAACUUUUACAUAACAAAAUGUAAAGAAAUGCUUAUAUUAACAUUCUCAUUGGUUUAAUAUGUUGGCUACAGUUCUAUACAUUUUCUGUUGAUUUUCAGGUAGAAUAGUGUAGUGUGCUCCACUAUUCUGUCUAGUAAAAAAUCAGACAACUGGCAGAUUCUAAUAAUGGCAGUAGGAUAUGUUAUGCUUCUAUUUGAUUUUUUUUUAUUAAAAACGAUCCAUCAACAAAGGAAGCCUUUAUGCCUCUUUGAACCGAAGCUAAAAUGUUAAAUCUGAUCAUUGCUAUCUUAAAGGGGUAUUCCCAUCUCAACUAACAUAGAUAAACUUGUAGGGCAGGUCACUCUAGAAAUGGUGGUCAGGCUGGUGUGGGUGUGACACACAUAUGUCACACCAGCCUGACCACCGUUUGGAGAGUGGAGCAGUGGUCUGUAACUGAAGCAACGAGCUGUCAACAAGGGGAAGAAUGGAGCCGAAUUUUGAGAAGGAGGCAAAUGUUCUAAAUUAAUGUAUAUGCAAACAUAUUUACCUUAACAUGUCCUAUGAGUCCAACUACAGUAUGUUAGUUAGGAUCAGAGGUGUACCUAGCGCCCGGGUGCUACUGGUAAGGUGCCUGUACUGACAGAGGAUAGGGGGAGGGGCUGUGAGGAGGAGGUAGAGCGCAGGCUGUCACUGCAGAGGAGUGAAUGCCUGCUUGAAUAGUGUCGGAGAUCUGAGGAAAAGCCUGACAGGCCCCUUACGACAGCUCUGCAGUGCUGUGUCUAGAUCUGUUUGGCGGUCUGCACCCUCUCCAGGUAUAUGCCCCCGGUGGGGGCCAGGUUCGCCAAACAGUAGGUAUGCCACUGGUUGGGAUGGAAAUAACCCUUUAACAAGCCAAUUUUAGUUUUUGCAUCCAAAUAUUUUCCCCUCACUUUUUAAUAGCCAUAACUCUCUUGUUUUUCCACCCAGACCCAUAUGGGGGCUUGUUUUUUUACAGGACCAAUUGUAAAAAAAAAAAAUCGUAAUGGGGGGAGAGGGGAUUUCUUUUUAUGUUUUUCACCGUGUAUUCAAACCACUCUGUUCUGACCACUGUAACUUUUUAUAAAAUGUUUACACCUAUGGAGCUGUGUAUGGGCUAAUUUGUAAUCUGUAGUUUUUAUUGGUAUAUUUUGAUUUAUUUUUAUUCAGUUUGUUUUCUGAGAUGUGAUGUGACCAACAAACCAAAAAUUUCCGGAAUUCAGAAUAUUUUUUUUAAUUUACACUGUUCACCAAGCAGGAUGAAUAAAGUUAUAUUUUA
Hyla sarda is the source of this 2257-nucleotide messenger RNA. RefSeq names its product interleukin 15 (gene IL15). Gene Ontology annotation, molecular function: cytokine receptor binding; cytokine activity. The record is from RefSeq and is a predicted model, not a curated record. Gene Ontology annotation, cellular component: extracellular region. The transcript is spliced from 7 exons. Lineage: Eukaryota; Metazoa; Chordata; Amphibia; Anura; Hylidae. Gene Ontology annotation, biological process: positive regulation of immune response; neutrophil activation; immune response. Bases 408 to 881 code for a protein of 157 amino acids.